AUGUCUCUCCCUAAUGUGUGGCACUUACGCCGCGUGGCGGACAGCUCCGCCAAGGCAUGCUACAUCUGCUAUAAACCGUCUACAAGCGUGUUGAUUACGCCUGACAAUAAAGAUUUCUUCUAUGUUUGUCCUGCACAUUUGAAGGACCGGGGGUUCUGCUCUCCUAUUGUCGACUCGGAAAAGGAGGCGGCAAAGAAGAAGGAAGAGGCACUAGCACUCGAGAUCGAAAAGGUGAAGAAAGAGUAUGAGGAAAAGCAGCGAAGGAAGAAAGAAAAAGAAGACAAGGAAAAGAAGAAUGAUAAAGGGGAAGACGGUAAAGAUAAAAAGAAAAAGGAGGAAUCAGAUGAUGCAGAGAAAGAGAAAAAUGAGAAGAUCGACGCCAUCAAAAAAGCGGCAACUGAAUCCAAACCGGACGAUACUCCACGUGUUUUCUCCCUCCACAAGAACUUUUAUCAGAUGCGAGUUGACAGGCUCCGCAACAUCGAGCUUGCAAAAAGGAACCGUGAGCGGCUGAGGGAUUCGGCACUCUUCCCAUCCGUCCCGACUGGAGAACCCUGA
Molecule: messenger RNA, 558 nt
Organism: Paecilomyces variotii
Lineage: Eukaryota; Fungi; Ascomycota; Eurotiomycetes; Eurotiales; Thermoascaceae
Product: VPS4-associated protein 1
Exons: 4
Coding region: 1-558 (185 amino acids)
Biological process (GO): vacuolar transport
Cellular component (GO): endosome
Source: RefSeq, a predicted model, not a curated record